Molecule: messenger RNA, 3849 nt
Organism: Ilex paraguariensis (yerba mate)
Lineage: Eukaryota; Viridiplantae; Streptophyta; Magnoliopsida; Aquifoliales; Aquifoliaceae
Source: the annotation of a GenBank genome assembly
GAGAGAGAGAGAGAGAGAAAGAGAGAGAGAGAGAGAGAGCAAUGGCCUAUUGAUUGGGUGAAGAAUCAGACAUGCCCAUCUUCACAUUUUGCUCAAAUUCACUCUCCAUUUGAGCAGAAACGUGUCUCUUACAGUCCCUGAUUUUUUUUUAAAGAUCUGUUCAUAAACCCAUAAAUUUAUAAACGUUUUUACAUUGUAAUCCUCUGUUUCUUGGAGAGAAAUGGAGGCAAGUGUUGGAAUGCUGGCUGGAUCUCACAAGAGGAACGAGUUUGUUCGAAUUCGGCACGAUUCGGAUAGUGGGCCCAAGCCGAUGAAGCAUUUGAAUGGACAGAUAUGUCAGAUUUGUGGAGAUACUGUUGGAUUUACUGCUACCGGUGAUGUAUUUGUUGCCUGCAAUGAGUGUGCCUUCCCAGUUUGCCGGCCUUGCUAUGAGUAUGAGCGGAAAGAUGGAAAUCAGUCCUGUCCCCAGUGCAAGACUAGAUACAAAAGACAGAAAGGAAGUCCUCGAGUUGAAGGUGAUGAUGAUGAAGAUGAUGUUGAUGACCUGGAGAAUGAGUUUAAUUAUGCUCAAGGAAACAGCAAAGCCAGACGCCAGUGGCAGGGAGAAGAUGCUGACCUCUCUUCAUCCUCUAGGCAUGAAUCUCAGCAACCGAUUCCCCUUCUUACAAAUGGGCAGCCAGUAUCUGGCGAAAUUCCCAUUGCUACACCAGACACGCAAUCUGUACGAAGUACCUCAGGUCCUUUGGGCCCUAGCGACAAGCAUGUUCACUCACUUCAAUAUAUCGAUCCAAGGCAGCCAGUUCCUGUGAGAAUUGUGGAUCCUUCAAAAGAUUUGAAUUCUUAUGGCCUUGGCAAUGUGGACUGGAAGGAAAGGGUAGAAGGUUGGAAAAUGAAACAGGAGAAAAAUAUGAUGCAAAUGACCAACAGAAACAGUGAAGGGAAAGGAGACAUUGAAGGCACAGGGUCAAAUGGAGAAGAAUUGCAAAUGGCUGAUGAUGCUCGCCAACCUUUGAGCCGUGUGGUGCCUAUUUCUUCUUCCCACCUAACCCCUUAUCGUGUAAUAAUCAUACUUCGGUUGAUUAUCUUGGGCUUUUUCUUGCAAUACCGGUGUACUCAUCCAGUGAAUGAUGCUUAUCCCUUGUGGCUGACAUCAGUAAUUUGUGAGGUUUGGUUUGCAUUCUCGUGGCUUCUGGAUCAGUUUCCAAAGUGGUUUCCCAUCAAUCGCGAGACCUAUCUGGACAGGCUUGCGUUAAGAUAUGAUAGGGAAGGUGAGCCUUCUCAGUUAGCACCGAUUGAUGUAUUUGUCAGUACAGUGGAUCCCCUGAAAGAGCCUCCUCUGGUUACUGCCAACACUGUAUUGUCCAUCCUUGCCGUGGAUUACCCUGUCGACAAAGUCUCAUGUUAUGUUUCAGAUGAUGGUUCAGCAAUGUUAACUUUUGAAGCCCUCUCUGAGACGGCAGAGUUUGCAAGGAAAUGGGUGCCCUUCUGCAAGAAGCACAACAUUGAGCCUAGAGCCCCUGAAUUCUAUUUUGCUCAGAAGAUAGAUUAUCUGAAGGACAAGAUACAGCCUUCUUUUGUGAAAGAGCGCAGGGCCAUGAAGAGAGAAUACGAAGAAUUCAAGGUACGAAUCAAUGCACUUGUUGCUAAAGCACAAAAGAUGCCUGAAGAGGGCUGGACGAUGCAAGAUGGAACUCCUUGGCCCGGAAAUAACCCAAGGGAUCAUCCAGGAAUGAUCCAGGUGUUCUUAGGGCAUAGUGGGGGCCUUGAUACAGAUGGGAAUGAGCUACCACGCCUUGUUUAUGUUUCUCGUGAAAAGCGUCCAGGCUUCCAACAUCACAAAAAAGCUGGAGCUAUGAAUGCUUUGAUUCGAGUUUCUGCCGUCCUUACCAAUGGUGCAUAUCUUUUGAAUGUCGAUUGUGAUCACUACUUUAAUAACAGUAAAGCUCUUAAAGAAGCUAUGUGUUUUUUGAUGGAUCCUGCCCUUGGAAGGAAAACUUGUUAUGUUCAGUUCCCCCAACGGUUUGAUGGCAUUGACUUGCAUGAUCGAUAUGCAAAUCGCAAUAUUGUCUUCUUUGAUAUCAACAUGAAAGGGCAGGAUGGCAUUCAGGGUCCAGUCUACGUGGGAACUGGAUGUUGUUUCAACAGGCAAGCUCUGUAUGGGUAUGAUCCAGUCUUAACGGAGGCAGAUUUGGAACCAAACAUUAUUGUCAAGAGUUGUUGUGGCUCAAGGAAAAAGGGAAGGAAUGGCAACAAGAAGUACAUUGAUAAGAAGAGAGCAAUUAAAAGAACUGAAUCCACCAUUCCCAUUUUCAAUAUGGAAGAUAUUGAUGAGGGUGUCGAAGGAUAUGAUGAUGAGAAGUCGCUUCUUAUGUCUCAGAAGAGCUUAGAAAAGCGGUUUGGUCAAUCUCCGGUGUUUAUUGCUGCCACCUUCAUGGAGCAGGGAGGGAUUCCACCAACAACUAAUCCUGCAACUCUUUUAAAAGAAGCAAUCCACGUUAUUAGCUGUGGAUAUGAGGACAAGACUGAGUGGGGCAAAGAGAUCGGUUGGAUCUACGGUUCUGUGACUGAAGAUAUUUUGACUGGGUUUAAGAUGCACGCACGGGGAUGGAUAUCAAUCUAUUGCAUGCCUCCCCGUCCAGCAUUUAAGGGGUCUGCUCCCAUCAAUCUUUCUGAUCGUUUGAACCAGGUCCUUCGAUGGGCUUUGGGAUCAAUUGAAAUUCUUCUGAGCAGGCAUUGCCCAAUAUGGUAUGGCUACACUGGAAGACUGAAGCUUUUGGAGAGGAUCGCAUACAUUAACACCAUUGUCUAUCCCCUCACCUCUAUUCCACUGCUUGCUUACUGCAUACUUCCUGCUAUCUGUCUUCUUACUGGAAAGUUUAUCAUUCCUCAGAUAAGCAACUUUGCUAGUAUGUGGUUUAUUCUUCUCUUCAUCUCUAUUUUUGCUACCGGCAUACUGGAGCUUAGGUGGAGUGGUGUGGGUAUUGAAGACUGGUGGCGAAAUGAACAGUUCUGGGUCAUUGGUGGCACAUCAGCCCAUCUGUUUGCCGUCUUCCAAGGUCUAUUGAAAGUGCUUGCCGGGAUUGAUACCAACUUCACCGUCACUUCAAAGGCAUCUGAUGAGGAUGGAGAGUUUUCGGAGCUUUAUGUAUUCAAGUGGACAUCUCUUCUCAUCCCUCCAACCACAGUCCUUAUUUUGAACUUGGUAGGUAUGGUGGCUGGUGUUUCCUAUGCCAUAAACAGUGGAUACCAGUCAUGGGGUCCUCUGUUCGGCAGGUUGUUCUUCGCCCUUUGGGUUGUUGUCCACCUAUAUCCCUUCCUCAAAGGUUUGUUAGGCCGGCAAAAUCGUACCCCUACCAUUGUCAUUGUCUGGUCUGUUCUCCUUGCUUCUAUAUUCUCCCUUCUAUGGGUUCGAAUUGAUCCCUUUACCUCAGCCUCCACAAAAGCUGCUUCAAAUGGUCAAUGUGGCAUCAACUGCUAGAUCAUUUGGACAUCAUGUUGAGGUAAGCUCUUCCCCACUUCUGAUGCUUGCCCUUGUGUAAAUAGACAAGAAAUUCAGGUUUCAAAAUCACAUACAGGGUUUAAGUCAUGUUGUACUAUGUUCUGUGUCUGAAGGAGGGGAGUAGUACAUGAAAACUCGAGAGAUCUCUUUCUUUUGUUCCUUCAUUUUGUUUGUAUACUUUUGUUGGGUGUCAUGGUAAAGUGUUCACAUGGGUUCUUAAUAGAAUAGGUAUGUGAACUGUGGCUUCAUUUUGUUGUUAUUGUGCUGUACUGUGAUGAUUUAUUGUCAAUGACAUGUAUGGAACCAUUCAUGGACGCUUUAUUAAUUUCAGAAACAGUGAAAUAAAUUAU